UGUAGAGAACUACAAUCUCUCCCAGCGUGCUCAGUCAUGAAACUUCCUUGAGUUCAUCGCGUUUCUUAUAUCAUAAUAUUAUUAAUAUAAUAAUAAUAUAUUUAAUAUAUCUCGUGUAUUUUCUGUUGUCAUAAAAUCUUUAUACAGUAAGUUUGAUCAGUAACAGACUGAAUGUUUUUAGCUGCACAGAGGCAGAUUUAAGAGAUUUGAUCAGUUUCUCUUCCUGAAAGUCGCAGAAUGACUGAAGCAUUUUCAGCCAGUGAGCAGCACGCGCGCGUUCACAGCCGUAAAUCUGCGGGUUUUCUUGAACGGUUGGGUGACAGCACGGGUGGAGUGAUCGCGGGUCUCUGUCUGUUCACCCUGUCUGUCUAUCUGCUCUUCACCAACGAGGGUCGAGCUGUUCGUACUGCUCUCUCUCUGGAUGAGGGUCUCUCUCAGGUUGUGUCUCUUGCUGCAGAUUUGAGUUUGGAUCCUGAGAAUAACAAUCGUCUGGUUCAUCUCUCCGGCAAACUGCAGACAGGACAGCCCCUGUAUGACCCGAACUACAGCGUGUCUGUGCAUGCAGUGAAGUUGAAGAGACAGGUGGAGAUGUACCAGUGGGUGGAGUACACAGAGAGCAGGGACUUUAAAGAAAACGGAGAGACUAAGACAGAAACCACAUACACAUACAACACCGAGUGGAAGUCAGAGGUCAUUAGCAGCCGACACUUUGAUCAGGAGGUCGGCCACAUGAACCCGAGUGCUAUGGCGGUAGAGAGCGUGACUGUUGUGGCACCUGACGUUUGGGUCGGACAACUCUUUCUGUCCAAAGGGUUAAUCGAGCAGAUUAAUGACUUCCAAACGUUGAGUCUUAAAGGAUUUCCUGUUUUUGACGCCAACACUUUCCUGACUGUGUAUGAAGAUUAUUUCUAUCACACUGCAAACCCUCGAAGGCCAGAGGUGGGAGAUGUUCGCGUUAUGUUCACCUAUGCUGGUCUCAGUGGUGACGGAUUGUUUCCUGGCCCCGCCCACAAGGUGAGUAUUGUGGCCAUGCAGCAGGGUGAUAAACUGAUGCCCUAUAAGACUCGGUCAGGGGACACGCUGGAGAUCUUGUACAUGGACGAGCUGUCUGUAGAGGAGGUGUUUGCUAAAGAGCACCAGCUGAACAAUAUGAAGACUUGGGCAUUCAGGGUGGGAGGCUGGGCGCUCAUGUUUCUGGGCAUCAGUCUGACCACACGCAUUAUAUACACACUGGUGGAUUGGGUUCCUGUCGUGAGGGAGUUGGUAUCUCUGGGCUUGAAGAUGUUUGCUCUCAUCAUCUCAUCUUCUCUGUCUCUGCUCGUCAUCGCUGUGGGCUGGGUCUUCUAUCGCCCUCUGGUGGCAGCGCUGAUAACGGCCCUCGCUCUGCUGCCGGUUCUUAUAGGACGCACCAGAGCUCCGUUCAAGAAAACACAAUGACUAUAUUAUUGUGUUGGUAAAUCAAGGUGACGGUGAUACACAUUUUAGUUUUGCUCAGCUGUUGUUUGUGUGGUGUUAAAGUGCAUUUAUGAUGUAGGAUCUCAAUCCAUUCUAUUAAACGAGAGAUACGAGCAAGUCGUUACAGAUUAUUGUCACAGUUCAUUCGGCUUUAUAAGCUUCUAUCUGACAUGUUUGUCAAAAUUAAAGUUUCAUUGUGUAAUUUUUAGAAGGAUGUCUUGACAGAAAUGCAAAAUAAUCAAGAUAACUAUAUUAUCAGUUGUGUGUAAAGACUUUAGAGUUACAGUGAGUCGUUUUUAUCUCCAUACACUGUGGGUCUCCUUACGUGGAGGUCGCCAUCAUCUUUCUAAGUAAGCGGACAAACUUCUCUAUAGAGCUCGUGUUGUUACUUCAUUGUCUCAGACGAUGACAUGUUUGUCCUGUGGGGGCUACUGUAUGUGUUUUGAAAUUGAGGGGUGAGCUGUUGGUUGCAAUUCACAUUCUCACCACUAAAUGCCGCUAAAGUUUACACACACACCACCUUUAAGUUAUUCACACAUUCUUAUUCUGUGACAACUUAUUUACAUGAUGUCAUGUUUUUUUGGACGAUGCUUACAUUUUAGAAAAAAUUCUCAGAAUGCAGAUAGAAGCUUAUAAUACCAAGGCGGUAAGUUAUAUGACGUUAUACCACGGGUCUGCUGAAUGCUUUAUUCUGAUUGGUUGAUCCAUAGGUAUGCAUUAUUUUUUGAUAAACGCACACCUGACCUGUCAAAGGUAUUAAAAUAACCACCAGAGCAAUGUCUGUGGUAACUGUGGUAUAAGAAGAAUAAUUUGAAUUAUGUAAGGCACAAUUGACGACGUUGAAUUAUUCAAAAAUAAUGCACACCCAAGGUGGUAAUGUGGCAUGAUGCAUAUAUAUAUAUAUAUAUAUAAAAUACUCAAAACCCAUGGAACAUUUAUCAGCCAAUCAGAAUAAAGCGUUCAACAGACACGUGGUAUAAUUGAGAAUAAUGCACACCUGCAGUGUCAUACCGCAUAACCACCUUGGGUGUGCAUUAUUUGUGUAUAAUUCACAGCCUGUCGUCAAUUAUUCCUUAUUUAUUCAGCUGUCUUUAACAUCUUUGUUGUUGUGCAUAUGAGGAUAAACACUGUGGCUCAGAUUUUUUGUAAAAUCACUUAAUGUCCUGGGGUGUAUUCCAGAAAGCUGGUUAUGUGUCAUACCCGGAUAUGUUUAAAAUGAAAAACUUCUGUGGGGUGGUUUCCUGGACAGGAAUUAGCUGAAACCAAGACUAGGACUUAGUUUAAUUAGGAAAUAUAACUAGUUUUAACAAAUAUGCCUUACUAAAAACAUUACUUGUGUGCAUUUUUAAGCAAAACAAAGGGCACUGAUGUAUUUUAAGAUAUGUCAGUGCAAGUUGUUUAUAGUUUGGACAGCUCUUUCAUUUAUUUUAGUCUAGGACUAGUCUAAUCCCUGUCUGGGAAACCACCCCUUAAUGUAUUCCCCGUGUGGACACUAACUCUCGGUCACCAGUAGGAGGUUAAUUUAACUAACUCUUAUCAGGUGUUUUGGAACGGACAUGAUCAGGGCAAGCAGGUUUUAGGUUAAUCAACUGAAAGUUCAUGGUAAGUUAACCUCGCUUUCUGGAAUACAUCCCUGAACCGAUCACCUGGCAGUGAACAACAUUAAUACAGGUUAGUUUAAUCCUCAUCGAAAGGUUUUUAAGAUUAAUCUGAAUUCAAAUGUGUGUUCCCAGUAAUAAUAGUUCAGUUUCAAUGCAUUAUGAAAUAACAUUUUCGUCAGUUCAUGACUCCUCUUAUAUUACUGUAACAUUUAAAAGCUUAUUGUAUUGCAUGGCUUUCUGGAUGAUGAGUAUUUAUGAAACAUUUCAUUCAAUCAAAAAGGUGAAAGUACCUAAAUUCAGUU
This is a messenger RNA of Paramisgurnus dabryanus, 3358 nucleotides long. The record is from RefSeq and is a predicted model, not a curated record. NCBI's taxonomy places the organism in Eukaryota, Metazoa, Chordata, Actinopteri, Cypriniformes, Cobitidae.